This is a messenger RNA of Myxocyprinus asiaticus (Chinese sucker), 1633 nucleotides long. RefSeq names its product lecithin retinol acyltransferase-like. Gene Ontology annotation, molecular function: phosphatidylcholine-retinol O-acyltransferase activity. Lineage: Eukaryota; Metazoa; Chordata; Actinopteri; Cypriniformes; Catostomidae. The record is from RefSeq and is a predicted model, not a curated record. Gene Ontology annotation, biological process: retinol metabolic process. The coding region runs from base 690 to 1355 and encodes 221 amino acids. The transcript has 2 exons.
AUUUAUAAAGACUAACAAUUGGCAUCUACAUUGCAUUUUUUGUUUACAGAAGCUUUCUUACCGAAACGUCUGAAGUGCACAGAUUGUUUUUGAGGAGAAGAAGAAAAAGAAAGUCGAGUAAAAACUCUUUGAGUGACAGAACACAUUUCUAGUAAGAUUUUUUUGGGGGGGAUACAAGUAAACUACUCAUUUAGUCUAUUAAAAAAGUGUGCAUUUUAAACGAUUGAAACAAUUGUUCACUUACAAUUAAACUUUUCUAAUUUCUGGUUUAUUUUCUUUUGAAUGUACAAGCAGGUUUAUAAGUUCUAUAGAAUAGAAUGAAACGUUCAUUUGAGCAACAGACAUGUCCAAAUUUGGGCGAAAUUUUUAGGAAUUAUAACUUCACUGCUGCAACACCUAUGCUCUUUAUUAUACAAUGUCGUUAAAAAAUUGCUUCACCUUGCUUUAGUACAGAAAUGGCAAAUAUUAGGCAAUUUCAUCCACUCUAGACAAAGGGUGAGAAAGCCUAAAGAGUUAUUGGGUAACUAUGCAUUGUUUGUUUCAUUAGGCAUGUGAUGUACUUAUUGUUGAGAUUUUUCUGAAAAUAGCCAUGGAUUUGUAAUCCUCAAGCCCCUCCCCAGUCUGCCUCCAGUGGGAUAAAACUUGCAGGUGCCAAGCCUUCUAGAAGUCCACCACAUUUUCUGCUCAGGAUGUUCCCCUUACAGUUCCUCAGCUUGUUUUUUAUAUCUGUGAUCACCGACUAUGAAGAAGAAAAAAAGAAGAAGAAAGUAAUUCUAUAUGACACUUCAAUGUUUAAAAGAGGAGAUUUGCUUGAGGUCCCUCGAACCCUCUUCACACAUUUUGGAAUCUAUCUGGGGAACAACCGUGUGGCUCACUUCAUCCCUGAUAUCUUGCCGGUCUUUACUACGGACAAGAAGGCCCUUGAGAAGAUGGUGACUAACAACCGUCUGAUUUUGGGUGUGCUAACAAAACAAGCAAGUGUACGAGUGGACUCAGUGGAGGACUUUGCAUAUGGAGCAGAGAUUCUGGUCAAUAACAUGGACAAGGUGUGCAGUCGGCCACCGUUCAACGGUGAUGAAGUGGCUAGGCGAGCUGAGAAGCUCUUGGGCCCUGUGAAUUACAGUCUGCUGUGGUACAACUGUGAACAUUAUGUCAUGUACUGCAGAUAUGGAACCAGCAUGAGUUUUCAGGCCUACCAGUUCUGCAAAGCAGUGCGCAAGAUUGUAUGCAGCAAGACCAGUUCUCUCCUAAGCCUACUGCUGUGCUUGUUCAUGAUGUUUUAUCUGGAAGCUCUGUCCAUCUUUGGAAUUUUACCUACGGUUAUCAUCCCCUCGACAAUUUGGAUGGCAUCCUGAAUCUCUACGACAAACCAUAUCAACACCGCUGUGGUGAAAUGUCUGCGGGCUAAUGGAUAUCACCAUUCACUGUGCAUUAUUUAGUGCUUCUUCAUUCUCCAUCAUGUAUGAGGCACCUUUAUAACAUACACAGAUUUUAGGCAAUGGGCAAUGAAGACUUUUGAUUAAUCCCAUGUAAGGAUGUGAUCUUCCUGUUAAGUGCUAUCAUGUCGAGAUAUGUAUAAUUUAUUUUCUUACUGUAUUUUGUGACUUAUAAUAACGGCAUAUUAGCAAUAUUA